Dictyostelium purpureum is the source of this 1159-nucleotide messenger RNA. RefSeq lists its product as uncharacterized. Gene Ontology annotation, cellular component: endoplasmic reticulum. The record is from RefSeq and is a predicted model, not a curated record. The transcript is spliced from 3 exons. Bases 35 to 1123 code for a protein of 362 amino acids. Gene Ontology annotation, biological process: protein folding. NCBI's taxonomy places the organism in Eukaryota, Evosea, Eumycetozoa, Dictyosteliales, Dictyosteliaceae. Gene Ontology annotation, molecular function: protein disulfide isomerase activity.
AUUUCAUAAUUUAAAAAUACAAAUUGAAAGUAAAAUGAGAAUUUUAUUUUAUAUUACUUUAAUUGCUAUGGCCUUAGUUGCCUUAGUUUCAGCUGAUGGCAAUGUCGUCACUUUAACCCCAGAAAACUUUGACAAAGUUGUCGAUGGUUCAAAGACUGUCUUUGUUAAAUUCUACGCUCCAUGGUGUGGUCACUGUAAAAAAUUAGCCCCAGACUAUGAAGUCCUUGCUGAUACUUUCCAAAAAGCUUCAGACAAAGUUGCCAUCGCCAAAGUUAAUUGUGACGAUCACAAAGACCUUUGCAGCAAAUAUGACGUUUCAGGUUACCCAACUCUUAAAAUCUUUGAUAAAUCAACCACAUCAAAAGAUUACAAUGGUCAAAGAUCAAUUGAAGAAUUAAUUACCUACAUUAACAACCACGCUGGUACCAACAUGAAAGUCAAAAAAGCUCCAUCAAACGUUGUUGAUUUAACCCCAUCAAACUUUGAAUCAGUUGUUUUAGAUAAAAGCAAACACGUUUUAGUUGAAUUCUUUGCCCCAUGGUGCGGUCAUUGUAAAAAAUUAGCUCCAGAUUACGAAAUUCUUGGUAACACCUAUGCCAACGAAAAAGACGUCGUCAUUGCUAAAAUGGAUUGUGAUAAUGCUGCCAACAAAGAUCUCUGCAGCAAAUACGGUAUCACUGGUUUCCCAACCAUCAAAUUCUUCUCAAAAGAUAACAAAGAAGGUGCCAAAUAUGAACAAGGUCGUGAACUCGAUACCUUUAUCAACUUUAUCAACAAAAACGCUGGUUCCAAACGUACUAAAGGUGGUAAAUUAAUGGCUGAUGCCGGUCGUGUUGAAAAACUCGAUACUUUAGCCUCUGAAUUCAUCACUGCCGCUGCUGAUGCCCGUAAAGAAAUCAUCAAAAAAGCCCAAACCAUCGUUGACUCACUCUCUGAAGAAUUAAAAGCUGAUGGUGCUUACUAUGUCAAAGUCAUGAAAACUAUCGUUGACAAAUCAGUUGAUUACAUCCAAACUGAAACUGCCCGUUUAACCAAAUUAGUCUCUGGUUCAAUUAAAGGUGACAAACUUGACCAAUUCACCAAGAAAAUCAAUGUUUUAGAAAGUUUCAAAUCAUCAAACUAAAAAAUUAAAUUAAUAAAUUAAAAAAUCUUGUUUUAU